Phaeoacremonium minimum UCRPA7 is the source of this 462-nucleotide messenger RNA. Its product is annotated as putative serine protease protein. Gene Ontology annotation, biological process: proteolysis. The record is from RefSeq and is a predicted model, not a curated record. Gene Ontology annotation, molecular function: serine-type endopeptidase activity. The transcript is spliced from 2 exons. NCBI's taxonomy places the organism in Eukaryota, Fungi, Ascomycota, Sordariomycetes, Togniniales, Togniniaceae. Bases 1 to 462 code for a protein of 153 amino acids.
AUGUCUCUCGGAGGUUCCUCGUCCACAUCUAUCAACAGCGCUGCUCGAUCUAUGAUCAGCGCAGGUGUCUUCCUGGCAGUUGCCGCUGGUAACAACAAUGCCAACGCGGCCAACUACUCCCCAGCCUCCGAGUCCACGGUCUGCACGGUUGGAGCUACCGAUUCGAAUGACGCUCGUGCCUCUUUCUCCAACUACGGCAGCGUUGUCGAUAUUUUCGCGCCCGGCGUCGACAUUCUAUCAUCAUGGAUUGGAAGCACCACCGCCACCAACACCAUUUCCGGCACCAGCAUGGCCACUCCCCACAUCACUGGUCUCGGUGCAUACCUCCUGACACUCUUCGGCGCUAAGACGCCUCAAGCCCUUUGCACAUAUAUCCAGAGCAUCGCCACUUCCGGUGUCCUGACCAAUAUCCCUAGUGGAACCGUCAACUUGCUGGCUUUCAACGGCAACCCAUCUGGUUAA